CUCAAUUCAAGAAUUUGAAUAAAGUCAGAAAGCUCAUAUAGAUUGGACAAAAACGGAGUUUGAUUUCUUUUUGUGAUCUGAAGGCAAAGGAAGAAGAGAGAACAAUGGCGUUUACAGGUACACUAGACAAAUGUAAGGCGUGUGACAAGACUGUAUACGUUAUGGAUUUGAUGACUUUGGAAGGUAUGCCUUACCACAAGUCAUGCUUCAGGUGCAGCCAUUGCAAUGGCACUCUCGUGAUUAGCAACUACUCAUCCAUGGAUGGAGUUCUGUACUGCAAGCCCCAUUUUGAACAGCUCUUUAAAGAAUCUGGAAACUUCAGCAAGAAUUUUCAGACAGCAGGAAAGACAGAUAAAUCGAAUGAAAUGACGAGGGCUCCAAGCAAGUUAUCAUCCUUCUUUAGCGGAACACAAGACAAAUGUGCAGCUUGCAAGAAAACUGUUUAUCCCCUAGAGAAGAUAACAAUGGAAGGAGAAUCUUACCACAAGACUUGCUUUAGAUGUGCACACGGUGGCUGCCCAUUAACACACUCUUCAUAUGCUGCUCUCAAUGGUAUCCUUUACUGUAAGGUCCAUUUCAAUCAGCUUUUCCUCGAGAAAGGUAACUACAGUCAUGUCCUAGCCGCUGCUAACCACAAACGCACAUCUGAGGAAGACAAAACCGAAACCAACGAAGAACAUGAGUCUGUAGCAAACCCUACAGAAGAAGAAGCUUCUGGUGUACCCCCUGAAGCAGGUGAAGAACAUGACUCUUAAGAUAAUCCGGGUCAUAUACAUAAACUGUUUAUUCAUUUUAUAAGUAAAAGCAAUGUAUUAGACCAACAUAUAACUGUUACACUUGUAGCCUUGUAUGUGAAUGUAUUCAUGCAUGAGAUGAAUAACAAUAUGUUGAUUGAGCUAGCUCAAUCUCUGUGACAAUAUC
This is a messenger RNA of Brassica oleracea var. oleracea, 921 nucleotides long. RefSeq names its product LIM domain-containing protein PLIM2c-like. The transcript is spliced from 4 exons. NCBI's taxonomy places the organism in Eukaryota, Viridiplantae, Streptophyta, Magnoliopsida, Brassicales, Brassicaceae. Gene Ontology annotation, biological process: actin filament bundle assembly. Gene Ontology annotation, cellular component: plasma membrane; actin cytoskeleton. Bases 105 to 755 code for a protein of 216 amino acids. Gene Ontology annotation, molecular function: actin filament binding. The record is from RefSeq and is a predicted model, not a curated record.